AUGCAAUUUGGUGCCAAACCUGAUGCAAUAACGGAUAAUAGCAAGGCAUUAAGCACUGCAUGGAGUGAAGCUUGUACAAAUAAUGGAGGGGGUGUUGUUUUAAUACCAGCACUUGGAAGGUUCUUGGUUUUGCCAUUGCUUCUCCAAGGUCCAUGCCAUGGCUUCAUUCAUAUACAACUUGAUGGUGAACUAUUGGCUCCCCUCAACGAGAAUACUGGUGACUACUGGCUUAGUAUCGAUAAAGUCAACAACCUUUUCAUUGAUGGUUUAGGUCGCUUGAACGGUCGCGGUUCUACUGCUUGGCCUUCCGCCUCACAUAAUCGUCCUAUCUCUAUGAAACUAACUGGUAUCAACAAUGCGAGAAUCAGCAAUAUAAAAUCAUAUAACAGCAAACUCUUCCAUUUUGCUGUGCAUGGAUGUCGUGAUGUUACGUUUGAUCACGUUACAGUGAUAGCUCCAGCAAACAGUCCAAACACAGAUGGAAUCCACGUUUCAUUAUCAAGUGGUAUCAACAUCAUGCAUUCAACAAUAGGUACUGGAGAUGAUUGCAUCUCCUUGGGUCCUGGAAGCAAAUUCAUCAACAUAACUAACGUUCAAUGUGGUCCUGGUCAUGGAAUCAGCAUUGGUAGCCUUGGAAAGUACCCAAACGAAGAAGACGUCUUCGAAGUUACAGUAAGAGACUCCACAUUCCUUGGCACAACUAACGGUGCAAGGAUCAAAACAUGGUCAUCUUCAUAUUCCAACAUGGUUAGCAAGGUCACAUUUCUCAAUCUCCAAAUGAACAACGUCAAAAAUCCUAUCAUCAUCGAUCAAAGUUAUUGUCCACACUCUUGUGGUCCAAAUGAAAUGAGUCAAUCAAAGGUGCAGAUUAAAGAUGUGAGAUAUGAAGGCAUAAGAGGGAGUUCAAAUACACAAGUGGCAGUAGAUUUUGAAUGCAGCCAAGUUUUUCCAUGUCAAGGCAUAGUGUUACAAGACAUUAACCUUCCUUUUAAUGGUGGUGGAAGGACAACAGCCAACUGUCAUAAUGUUAGAGGUUCUGCUUUUGGCCAUCAAUUACCUCCAUCUUGCCUUUAG
Molecule: messenger RNA, 1074 nt
Organism: Cucumis melo (muskmelon)
Lineage: Eukaryota; Viridiplantae; Streptophyta; Magnoliopsida; Cucurbitales; Cucurbitaceae
Product: exopolygalacturonase-like
Exons: 4
Coding region: 1-1074 (357 amino acids)
Biological process (GO): carbohydrate metabolic process
Molecular function (GO): polygalacturonase activity
Source: RefSeq, a predicted model, not a curated record